CCGCGCGGUUGACUCAGCGCUUCCCCGGGCCGGUCAAGUUCGGACACGUUCCGCGGGCGCGGCCGGAGCUAAGCCCCGGCUUGUCUCCAGCGGGGCCAUUUAAACGGCGCCCGCCCAGCUGGCCGCGCUGGCCGCCCGAGAUAGGUCCCCGCGCUCCGGGGUAGAGCCCUGACCCCGUACCGGCCAGGCAGAUGUGCAAUACCAACAUGUCUGUGUCCACUGAUGGUGCAGUAAGCACCGCGCAGAUCCCAGCUGCGGAGCAGGAGACCCUGGUUAGACCAAAGCCAUUGCUUCUGAAGUUGUUGAAGUCUGUCGGUGCACAAAAGGACACUUAUACUAUGAAAGAGGUGAUCUUCUACCUUGGCCAGUAUAUCAUGACUAAGCGGCUGUACGACGAGAGGCAGCAGCACAUGGUGUACUGCUCCAACGAUCUGCUGGGGGACCUGUUCGGCGUGCCCAGCUUCUCUGUGAAAGAACACAGGAAAAUAUAUACGAUGAUCUACAGAAACUUGGUGGUCGUCAAUCAGCCGGAACCAUCAGAUUCAGGCACAUCUGUGAGUGAAAACAGUUGUCCCCUUGAAGGUGGGAGUGAUCAAAAGGCCGCUGUGCAGGAGCUGCAGGAAGAGAAGCCGUCGUCUUCGGCUUUGGUGUCUAGGCCGCCCACGUCAUCUAGGAGGAGAGCCAUCAGUGAGACGGAAGAAAACUCCGACGAGUUGCCUGGUGAGCGGCAGAGGAAGCGCCACAAGUCCGACAGCGUCUCGCUGUCCUUCGACGAGGGCCUCGCGCUGUGUGUCAUCCGGGAGAUCUGCUGCGACGGCGGCAGCAGCAGCGAGUCAGCCGGGACGCCGUCCGAUCCGGAUCUGGAUGCUGGCGUCAGUGAACGCUCAGGUGACUGGUUGGAUCAGGAUUCCGUUUCAGACCAGUUCAGUGUGGAAUUUGAAGUGGAGUCGCUCGAUUCGGAAGAUUACAGCCUCAGCGAGGAGGGGCAGGAGCCCUCGGAUGACGAUGACGAGGUAUAUCGAGUGACUGUGUAUCAGGCAGAGGAGAGCGAUACAGAUUCAUUUGAAGAAGAUCCUGAAAUCUCCUUAGCUGACUACUGGAAGUGCACUUCCUGCGGCGAGACGAACCCCCCGCUGCCGUCACACUGCAGCAGGUGCUGGGCCCUUCGUGAGAGCUGGCUUCCUGAAGGCAAAGCAAAGGCCCCUGGGAGCGGGAGCGGGAUCGUGGCCCCGGAAGGCUCCGGCCCCGGGGAGGAGGGCGUUGAUGUCCCCGACUGCAGGAAGACCGAGGGGGGCCAUCCCAGGGAAGCGUGCACUGAGGAUGACGACGCUGCUGCCGCCCAGGCAUCCCAGUCCCAGGAGAGUGAGGGCUGCUCCCAGCCGCCAGCUUCCACCAGCGGGGCUCACAGCAGCCAGGAAGGCCCCGGCGAGCUGGAGAGGGAAGACGCACCCGACAAGGAGGAAAGCGUGGAGGCCAGCCUGCCCCUCAACGCCACUGAGCCGUGUGUGAUUUGCCAAGGUCGACCAAAGAAUGGGUGCAUCGUCCACGGCAAAACAGGGCACCUCAUGGCGUGCUUCACGUGCGCGAAGAAGCUGAAGAGGAGGAACAAGCCGUGCCCCGUGUGCAGGCAGCCCAUUCAGAUGAUCGUGCUGACCUACUUCCCCUAGCGGGGCUGGCCCUGAAAGUAGACUUACACAGUUCUAACUGUGUAGCCCGAAGCAUUUAGACAUGAAAUUCAUUUUUAUUUUUUUACAUAUAUCAAAGUGGGGACCUAUCUUGGUGCAUGUAGAUUUCUUCUCUGCAGUGUAAUUUACCUGUCUUAGCAGGGGGAAUAGAGAAUAUUUACUUCCUUUUAGGAAAAUUUCACUUCUGUUUAUAUUUUAUAUUUGGGUUUUAAUGUAAGUUGAGUUAGAUAUAUAGCUCAUCAUUUACCCCACCCCUAUUUUAAAUAAUUUCCACUUUCUCUUAAAUGAGCAGGAGCCAAUCCUUAGAAAAUAUAAGUAGGACAUUUAAACGUAAUUUAUUUAGUGCCUCUCAUGUAAGGAGAAAAAGUUAUUAUGAAAGAUAAUAUUUAAAUUUUACAUGCUCUUAAACCUUCUGAUCCUUAGUUACUCUUUCAGAGCCUCUUAAAAUACUCUGGCACACGAAGAAGGAAUUAGUAGUUAUAUUUGGUGCUAUGUAAGCAUGUAAGCAGAGAGGUGCUCCACCCUCUGGGGGAUGGUCAGGGCUGGGUGGGGAGGGUGGUGUCAGUUGAGAAGUCUUUGAGAGCAGCCCUCAUGUACCUAAGACUGAAUUUUUUUAAGCCCCCCCCCCCCCCGGUGCAGCUUGCAAUUAUGCUCCAGGUCUGACUUUGCCACACCUCUUUGCAGGAUUAGUGCAAUCUCUUGUUUCCCCUGUGAGGAAAACCAUUCUGAGACACUUUGAAGAAUGCUCUCGGGCCGGGGCCCAGGGUUCCUGGGAGUUCCCUGGGUUUCAAACCUUUGCUUAAGGCCACUUGUAGAAACCACUGAAUUCACGAAGAAUAACCCAGAAGUUUAGGAAACAGGAGGACUGCCUGUUUUUAAACUAGCUGGAAGUGUUGUAGCUUUUCUCCAGAUGGUGCAGAAACGCUGCACUACUUUGUUUCAAGAAUGACGGGAUCGCAACACAGGCUUCUAAAAUAGCCCUCGAACUCACAGACUAACAUCUUCAUUUAUCUUUAAGUAUGAAUCUUCAGCAAAAGAGCAAAAAUAACCACUUUGACUUAAGGUCCCAGUAUCUUCCUCCCAUAUGUGACAUACUCGGGGGAGGACAGUACAAUCAGCUGAGCUCUAAGUUUAGAACAGAACUGCACGGUACUGCUGCACAGCACGGUGUGUUAAGCUGUGAAGACAGACUGCACACGCGGGACUUCCCUUGUGCACGUGUGUGGGUUGGGCCUCAGCGGGUGGUCCUCACAUACAGGGAAGUGUUAUUAAUUUGGGACUUACAAUACUUCAGCAAGAACUGAAGGAUCCUUUCUGAGGAGAGUUGAUAGACAUGUACAUUCAGGGUAUGUCAUGCAGUCAUUAUGCUACUCACAAAACAUUUGGGCCACCCUGGGGCCGAGUGGUUAAGUUCGCGUGCUCCGCUUUGGCGGCCCAGGGUUUCGCAGGUUUGGAUCCUGGGCGCGGACCUGGCACCGCUCAUCAGGCCACGCUGAGGUGGCAUCCCACAUAGGGGCAGAGGCAGGCACAACUAGAAUAUACAGCUAUAUACUGGGGGACUUUGGGGAGAAGAAGAAGAAGAAAGAAAACCAUGCAAGUGUGUGCGGAUAGCAUCUCAUUCAGCAUGUCUAUCCAUACUAAUAUAGCUUUGAUUGUCUAAAUUUUUAGGUUUAGUAUACAUAUAUUAUUUAUUAAUUUACAAAUAAACAAUUUAUUAAAUGUUUGAUUAAGAA
Messenger RNA from Equus caballus (horse), 3418 nucleotides. The record is from RefSeq and is a predicted model, not a curated record. NCBI's taxonomy places the organism in Eukaryota, Metazoa, Chordata, Mammalia, Perissodactyla, Equidae.